AUGACUACCACUACUACUACCACUCACGGUGUCAAGGAGGAGAUUCAUUCUUCUGCCUUGUCUGUGGCAUCCUCCAGUACUUCGUGUACGCUCAAUGAAAGUACUGUCUUUCACCCGUCACAUAUCCUGACCGUCGACGCGCAAGGGAUUGCGGCUUUGCGUCUUCCUCUACCUUCUCGACAGACUGAGAUCUUGAUCUACCAUGCAGAUGGUGGCGAGGCUUAUGUCUCGAGGCGCGACAAGCACUGGUCGGGUAAUGCGGUCUUGUCACACCCAAAGCGUGGAGAUCUUAUCCGCACACAAUACUUCUUUGGCCCAAAUCGCGAUCCAGUUUUGCAUCUUCUACAGGCUGCCGACCGUGAAUCAGUGGCAGUGACUGGAAAAUGGACCUCCCGUGCUACGCGAUUUGAGAUGCCUGGGGCCCAGUCUUUCGAAUGGGAAUACGUCAAGGAGAAGCGAGCAAAUGGCCAGAAGGUGAGCCUCAUUGUUUUGAAGGUGGUAGCAGAAAAAGGCGACAGUCAGGGGCACGACAUUCGAAUUGCACAGUUAGUCCGUGGCUCAGACUCUCGCACACCGGGCACGUCACGAUGCACGGCGGGGAAUGGCGGGGAAUUGCAGAUCGAUCGGGCAGCGUUGCAGUCGGUUGGGUUAGAUGAGGCCAUGGUGGUUGCCACCUGCUUGAUGAUGCUGAAGAAGGAAAUUGACCGACGAAGGAUGAUGCAGAUGGCAGCCAUUGGCGGGGCGGGAAGUUGA
Penicillium nucicola is the source of this 753-nucleotide messenger RNA. RefSeq lists its product as uncharacterized. The record is from RefSeq and is a predicted model, not a curated record. The coding region runs from base 1 to 753 and encodes 250 amino acids. The transcript has a single exon. NCBI's taxonomy places the organism in Eukaryota, Fungi, Ascomycota, Eurotiomycetes, Eurotiales, Aspergillaceae.